AUGCCGCUUAACGACGGCAAUGUCAUGGUAGCAUCCGGAGGCCUAUUCGCACCCACAAUUCGUUAUCACGACGGCGUCUUUUACAUCGUCUGUACCAACUGCUAUCCCGAAAGCAACAACUGGCGAACAGACAAUUUCUUAAUUCACACAAGAGACAUCUGGUCCGAUGUUUGGAGCGAUGCGAUACCCUUUGAGUUCCACGGCAUUUACCCUUCUCUCUAUUUCGAUGACGAUAAUCGCGCCUACAUUCAAGGCUCAUGGAUGAUGAAUCGCCUAAGGGAGCCUACUUGCACGAUCAAGCAGUUUGAGAUCGAUGUGAAUACCGGACAACCUUUAUCUGAGACCCGAGAGAUCUUGGGUGCCUUUCCAGAUGGCGAUGCCGAAGGCCCCCACAUCUACAAAAAGGAUGGCUGGUAUUACUUACUUGUAGCACAAGGCAGAACGUUCGCACAUCACAUGCUAUCAAUAGCACGCUCGAGAGAUAUAUGGGGCCCGUAUGAGCAAUGUCCGCAUAACCCUGUGCUGACUGCAGAUGGCACGAACGAAUAUGUGCAGAACAUUGGUCACGGUGAGAUCUUUCAAGAUGUGAAUGGUGAAUGGUGGGCUGCAGUCUUAGGUGUGCGUGGAGACCAGGAGUCAGCACCGAUGGGUCGCGAGACCUUUCUCACAACAGUCGAGUGGCCGCAGGAUGAAUGGCCCACGAUAGAGCAGCCACAGAUGUCGUUCAGCACACCGCGCACAGUGCAGAUGGGUUUCGCCGCUGCACAGUUGCUCAAGAACGUCCGACAACUCAAACCUCACAUUGAAGACGUAUACCUGCACAAGCCUCUACGACGACCCUACAAGAAAGCUUCCUCAAUAACCCUCACACCCACCACCUCAAGCCUCUCCGCCGCAUCAGCACCCCUAGCCCUACUCGCCCGCCGCCAACGAAGCAUAACAACCAUCGCAACAGCCACCGUCCUCCUCGACAACGAAGCCACCCACUCCAACGCCAUCGGCGGCCUAACCAUCUACAAAGACCCCCUCCGCCACGCCAGCAUCUCCGUCUGCCUCUCCACCCGCCUCAUCCACGUCCACUUCGUCGACGCAUCCAAAGACUACGAAUACACUGCCUCCUACCCCGAACCCAUUUCCCGCUCUUCCACCGCCGUCGACCUACGCAUCAUAGCCGCAGAAGAGCGGUAUGCACUCGAGUUCCGCGACCCGGAAAGGGAUAGGCGGUGGAACCAGGUCGAUGUGGUGGAUACUAGGAUGUUGAGUGCGAGGGAUUUUACGGGCACGGUUAUGGGUAUCUUUGCGCUGACGGAUGGGAAUGCGACGCCGAGUGUUAGUCCGAGGGAUGGCUGUGAUAGUGGGAGUGAUGUUACCGAUCAGAAGGUUACGUUUCGCGAUUUUGAGGUCAGGCGGUAG
Alternaria hordeiaustralica is the source of this 1413-nucleotide messenger RNA. RefSeq lists its product as uncharacterized. The coding region runs from base 1 to 1413 and encodes 470 amino acids. NCBI's taxonomy places the organism in Eukaryota, Fungi, Ascomycota, Dothideomycetes, Pleosporales, Pleosporaceae. The record is from RefSeq and is a predicted model, not a curated record. Gene Ontology annotation, biological process: carbohydrate metabolic process. Gene Ontology annotation, molecular function: hydrolase activity, hydrolyzing O-glycosyl compounds. The transcript has a single exon.